CUAAAAUAACAAACUUAACACCUAAGCAAUUUCACCUUCUAAAAAACCUCUUCUUCAUCUCCACACCUCCAUUCAAAUCAACUUUUCCGAUCAAAAACCGUCACCGGAGCACAACCAAUGGCGCAUCCACCAUCAUCAAUCCACCAACACACACAGCAAUUCCUGAGCUCCGUCCUCUCCCAACGCGGUCCAGACGCCCUCCCGUACACCGAAGACGUUAAAUGGCUGAUCCGACAACACCUACUCUCUCUCUCCGAAUCUCACCCCUCUCUCCACCACAAAACGGCGUCGUUUACUCACAACGACGGCCGUACCCUCAACCUUCUUCAAUCCGACGGCACAGUUCCGAUGCUGUUUCAAAACGUCACGUACAAUAUUCCCGUUGUUAUCUGGCUCAUGGAGUCCUACCCUCGCCACGCGCCUCUGGUUUUCGUCAAUCCCACUCGCGAUAUGGUGAUUAAACGACAACAUUCGUUUGUUAAUCCCUCUGGUUUGGUUUCGAUCCCUUAUUUGCAUAAUUGGAUUUACCCUAGCUCUAAUUUAGUUGAUUUGGUUCGUAAUUUGAGCACAUAUUUUGCUAGUGAUCCGCCCUUGUACUCGCAGCGCAGAGCAAACCCUAACCCUAACCCUAGGUUUAAUGAAUCCGGAUCAUCCGCUUCGGUUUCGGCUGGAUCGAUCCGGCCUGCAAUUCCACCUCGGUCGUAUCCGCCAUCGCCCUAUGUAAGCGGUGCUGGUGGUGGUGGGGGGAGGAUUCCGUCACCGUCUCCGCCGCAGAGGAUGGGGUCGGGGUCGUAUGAGGAUCCGGCGGAGGUUUAUAAGCGGAAUGCGAUUAAUAAGCUGGUGGAGAAUGUGCAUAGUGAUGUUACGCGGUUGAGGAUGGCGAGGGAGGGGGAGAUGGAAGGGAUGUUUAGUGCUCAAGCGGUGUUACGGGAGCGAGAACAGGAGGUAUUGCGCGGGUUGAGAGAGAUGGAACGUGAGAAAGAGGGGUUGGAGCAGCAGUUGCAGAUGGUUUUGAUGAACGCUGAUGUGUUAGAAGGAUGGGUGAGUGAGAAUGAAGGGAAGUUGGGUGCGGAUUUGUUGAGUUUGAAUGUUGAUGAUGCGAUUGUGCCGGGUGAUUCGCUUUCGAAACAGAUGUUGGAAUGUGUGGCGGCUGAUUUGGCUAUUGAAGAUGUUGUUUAUGCGUUGGAUAAGUCUGUGCAAGAUGGGUGUAUACCGUUUGAUUUGUAUUUAAGGAACGUUAGGUUGUUGUCGCGUGAACAGUUCUUUCACCGUGCGACGUCUGGGAAAGUUAGAGCGAUACAGAUGCAAGCUCAAGUUACAAGCAUGGCUUCGCGGGCACCAUCGUAUGGUGUAUGAAAAGUCGGUGUCUUGUAGCCCUAUGGUGCAACGUUCUUGUGUUUUCACUCAAGUUUGGGGUCUGGAUUGCCACUUCAGGCCAUGUCAUGUUAGCUGAAAUUGUGCAUUUGGAUGUUUGUACAGACAGUAUCAAUUUAUAAAAACAAACAGUCUUAUAUUUUCA
This is a messenger RNA of Helianthus annuus (common sunflower), 1519 nucleotides long. RefSeq names its product protein ELC-like. The record is from RefSeq and is a predicted model, not a curated record. The transcript has 2 exons. Gene Ontology annotation, biological process: protein modification process; protein transport; endosome to lysosome transport. Gene Ontology annotation, molecular function: ubiquitin binding. NCBI's taxonomy places the organism in Eukaryota, Viridiplantae, Streptophyta, Magnoliopsida, Asterales, Asteraceae. The coding region runs from base 118 to 1356 and encodes 412 amino acids. Gene Ontology annotation, cellular component: ESCRT I complex.